Cuscuta epithymum is the source of this 320-nucleotide messenger RNA. The record is from the annotation of a GenBank genome assembly. Lineage: Eukaryota; Viridiplantae; Streptophyta; Magnoliopsida; Solanales; Convolvulaceae.
AGGGGCUUGAUUUUGUGGUUUCGGAAGCAAGAAACUAUGGGGUUCGUUUGAUAUUGAGCUUUGUGAACAAUUGGAAUGACUUUGGAGGCAAAGCACAAUAUGCACAAUGGGCUAGGGAUGCAGGAGCACCGGUUUAUCAUGAUGAUGAUUUCUUUACUCAUCCUGUCCCUAUAGAGUAUUACAAAAACCAUAUCGAGAAAAUUGUAACAAGAAUCAAUACCAUUACUGAAGUUGCUUACAAGGAUGAUCCAACUAUCAUGGCUUGGGAGCUAAUGAAUGAGCCACGUUGCCAAGCCGAUUACUCUGGCAAAACCGUUAAU